CCUCGGAGGGGUCCUACCCCCCGUCCUCAGAGGAGUCUGGCCCUGGGGGGUCCCACGGAUCGGGCAUGAGGACACAGACACUGCUUGGCGCCGGCGAGGGCAAGGCUGAGGGUGUUGCACCCAGCACACUGCAGGGGGGACAUGGGAGGGUCUUUUCCCAUCGGCACCUCCCCAGAGCCCCGGGAGAAGCCGCUGUGUCCCUCCUGGCUUCCUGCGACUCUGUCUGGGCAUUCCCUGCCUCCUUUCCCGGGCGCUGCCUCCUUCCCUGCCUGGCCACCGCCUGCAUCGCUCCCCGGGCAUCCCCUGCAUCCCCGCCUGGGCAGAGCCUCCCUUCCCUCCGCGGGCUCUGCCUGCAUCGCUCCCGAGCAUCGCCGCCUGCAUCCCUGCCUGAGCGGUGCCUGCCUCCCCCCGGGCGCUGCCUCCAUCGCCGGCACCUCCCGCCCCGUGCCCCCGGCCGGGCUCCCCCGCCGCCGCCCGACCCCUCGGUAUCGCCGCGCCGGGCCGGGCCGGGCCGGGGCUCUGCAGCGGGGCCGCCCGCCCCGCUCCGGGCUCGCCGCAUGGCUCCGCCGCCCGCCGGGGCGCCGCCGGCCCGAGCCGCCGCUGCCAGUGACAGGGGAAAUGCAUCCUGAAUGGGGCUGAGGCCCCCUGCGUGGGAAUAUGCAGCCUCGGCACCGCAGGGGCAGCAGCAGGGCAGCAGCCGGCUCGCGGCAGCGGCGGCGGCAUGGUGGCAACGGUCAAGAUCGCCGUGCUGGGAGCGCAGGGCGUGGGCAAGAGUGCCAUAGUGCGGCAGUUCCUCUACAACGAGUUCAGCGAGGUCUGCGUGCCCACCACGGCCCGGCGCGUCUACCUGCCCGCCGUCGUCAUGAACGGCCACGUCCACGACCUGCAGAUCAUGGACUUCCCCCCCAUCACCGCCUUCCCCGUCAACACCCUGCAGCUUCGAGUACAUCAAAACCAUCCGCCAGCAGAUCCUGGAGACGAGGGUCAUCGGCACAUCGGAGACACCCAUCAUCAUCGUGGGCAACAAGCGGGACCUGCAGCGGGGCCGGGUGAUCCCGCGCUGGAACGUCUCCAACCUGGUGAAGAAGACGUGGAAGUGCGGCUACAUCGAGUGCUCGGCCAAGUACAACUGGCACAUCCUGCUGCUCUUCAGCGAGCUGCUCAAGAGCGUGGGCUGCGCCCGCUGCAAGCACGUCCACACCACCAUCCGCUUCCAGGGCGCCCUGCGCAGGAACCGAUGCACCAUCAUGUGAGCCCCCCCCCGGCCCCCAUGGACCCCUCUGGCCGUGCCAUUGUGGCCACCCAUCCUUGGGGACCGCGGCUCCCCCGGUGUCACCGCUCGAUGGGGGUGAUGUUGUGGUGGAAGCGGUGCUGGAGGCACCUCGGGGUUUGCUGCCCCGCCAGCGCUGGUACCCUGCGGUGACAUAUGGGGACAGUGCACCUUGGACAGGGUGAUGCCAUGGGCAGGAGGGUGGCCGGGAUGCCUGGAGAGAGCAAGGGGUGAGGGAGGACCGUGGUUAAACUGAGCCCUCCCCAAGCCUCCGGCGCUCGGGGUCAAAGCUG
Molecule: messenger RNA, 1563 nt
Organism: Pezoporus flaviventris
Lineage: Eukaryota; Metazoa; Chordata; Aves; Psittaciformes; Psittacidae
Gene: RASL10B
Product: RAS like family 10 member B
Exons: 4
Coding region: 722-1423 (233 amino acids)
Molecular function (GO): GTP binding; GTPase activity
Source: RefSeq, a predicted model, not a curated record